AAUUCCACAUCGACUAAUUUCUAUAGUCGAUGUUGUCGAUUACACCGACUAAUCGUUGCAGCCCUACUGAAACGGCCCUUAUACUGUUGGUCACGUGAUUCAGACUGAUAAUUCUACUGAACUCCGUUUGGAACGUGGAAUGUUGAUGACGUCAUAGCUGUGUGUAUAUACGCUAGGCUCCUCGCGCCAGCUGAUCAGUCCUCUGGAGAACAGCGCAGCGAGACGGACGGAUGAUAAAAUGGACAUUUCUAUGCUAAUAAAGAAACCAAGGGGCACAAAGGUGUUCGUUCCAGAUAAAUAUUCUGUUCAGUUUUCCCGCGGGAAACUGGGACAGAGUCUUUCUCCGGAAACGCAGGAUUUCGACUUGAGAGAUCCUAACAUCACCCGGAAUCUCUGGGAUUACAACUGCCUGCACGAUAAACAUCUAAAAAAAUUCUUCAAACGGCCGGAGAAGAAGAAGAGGCUCGUCCAACUUGGAUUAAUUACUCCGGAUGAGAGGGUGCUGUGCUCCGUAAAGCAGUUUACAAAUUACGUGGAAUAUCUGAGGCACGCACCCCUGAAACAGGAUUCACCAGAAUCCAGCCGGAGGAAGCCCAAAUUAACGAUGACCUGCAUGGAGAAACCCUUCAGCCGGCCGGAGAAGCAGCGCACAAAACCAAAAUUAAUUUAUUAGGAUAAGGAUAACUCCCCCCCCCCCCCCU
Molecule: messenger RNA, 701 nt
Organism: Astyanax mexicanus (Mexican tetra)
Lineage: Eukaryota; Metazoa; Chordata; Actinopteri; Characiformes; Acestrorhamphidae
Product: fibrous sheath-interacting protein 2
Exons: 5
Coding region: 239-673 (144 amino acids)
Source: RefSeq, a predicted model, not a curated record